UAGGCUCGACUACAGAUAUAGAGAGAGAAAUUAAAAGGGUUGGAAGAUCUUAUUGAAGACUGAAUAAAAGAGAUGAACAUGAUCUUCAUGCUGGGGUGUAAUAGUCAAUCCUGGCCGAUAAAUUCCAAACCAAACCCAUUGCGUACAUUAUAUUCAUAUUUGUAAGUCGGUCAUCUUUCAUUCUUAUCCUCCUUGCACUUUCCUUGUACAGAAUAAAGAAAAAAAGCAUUUUCAGUACUAGGUGGUAUUAAUCUUGCCUUUUAUACCAUGAAUUUACACACUUUUCGGUUUGGAUUAACACACACAAACAAGAAGAGAUAACCCUUUUGAAGUAAAUAGAUUAUUCUGUUUUUAUACUGAAGUUACUCUACAUUGGGAUCUUUAUCUGUUGUGUCAAGAAAAUCCAAGAUUUUUCUGGUGUUUUUUUUUCCCCUCAUUAUGUUGUCGAGAUCUUAUUUCAAUCUGUUGAACCUCGAUGACUAUUCGAGUGGAGGUGAUCGGGCCCGGGUUCCGAGAGUGAUUUCCGUUCCGGGAAUCAUAUCUGAUUUUGAUGAUCGUGAUGAAGGGGUAGAAUCUGAUGCACCUGUUCAUCAAGAAAGAAGAGUCAUUGUAGCCAAUCAGCUACCUCUAAAGGCAUAUAAAGAUUCAGAAACCAAUAAAUGGUGCUUUGAUUGGGAUGAAGAUGCCUUAAUUUUACAAAUGAAAGAUGGGUUUUCACCAGAUGUGGAAUUUGUGUAUGUGGGGUGCUUGAGGGUGGAGAUUGAACCAUUAGAACAAGAAGAAGUGGGUCAACUUUUGUAUGAAAAAUUCAAAUGUGUGCCUACCUUUCUGUCAUUGAAUUUGAUGAACAAAUUUUAUCAUGGCUUUUGUAAGCAUUAUCUGUGGCCUUUAUUUCAUUACAUGUUGCCUUUUACACCUGAUCAUGGAGUCAGAUUUGAUAAGGACAUGUGGCAGGCUUAUGUUUCGGCAAACAAGGUUUUUGCUGACAAGGUUAUGGAGGUUAUCAACCCAGAUGAAGAUUAUGUUUGGGUACAUGAUUAUCAUCUCAUGGUGCUACCUACUUUCCUGAGGAAAAGGUACAAUAGAGUAAAGCUUGGAUUUUUCCUUCAUAGUCUUUUUCCUUCAUCUGAAAUUUAUAGAACUUUGCCUGUUAGGGAGGAAAUUUUGAGGGCCCUUUUAAACUGUGAUCUUAUUGGAUUCCAAACAUUUGAUUAUGCUAGGCAUUUCUUGUCAUGUUGUAGUAGAAUGCUUGGAUUGGAUUACCAAUCCAAGAGGGGGUAUAUUGGUCUAGAUUACUAUGGUAGAACUGUUAGUAUUAAAAUUCUACCUGUUGGAAUUCAUAUGGGUCAGAUUGAAUCAAUUAUGUCGUUACCAGACACUCCUAAGAAAGUUAAGGAAUUGAAGGAAAAGUAUGAUGGGAAAAUUGUGUUGUUGGGUGUAGAUGAUGUGGACAUGUUUAAGGGUAUUGGUUUGAAGUUUGAAGCCUUUGGGCAGCUUUUGGACGAGAAUCCGAGAUAUAGGGGAAGUGUUGUUUUGGUUCAAAUUAUGAACUCCCCAAGGAGUCAGGGAAAUGAUAUCCAAGAGGUUCAAAACGAGAUUAAUAAUGUUGCGACAGAAGUUAAUCGACGAUAUGGUAGUGCAGACUAUGAACCAAUUGUUUGUAUCAAUGGCCCUGUUUCUUUUCAAGAUAAGGUUGCGUAUUAUGUGAUUUCUGAGUGUGUCGUGGUAAAUGCUGUGAGGGAUGGAUUGAAUUUGGUGCCUUAUAAGUACACUGUAUCUAGGCAGGGUAGCCCUUAUUUGGAUGAGGUGUUGGGACUUGAGGGAUCAGCCGCUCCAAGGAAAAGUGUCAUUAUUGUCUCGGAAUUUAUAGGAUGUUCUCCAUCUCUAAGUGGUGCAAUUCGAGUGAAUCCAUGGAACAUCAGUUGUGUGGCCGAGGCCAUGCAUUCAGCAAUUUCAAUGCAGGACUUGGAGAAAGAACUGCGCCACGAGAAACAUUACAAGUAUGUUACAUCGCAUGAUGUUGCCUAUUGGGCCAGGAGUUUUGAUCAGGACCUCGAAAGAGCUUGUGCUCAGUAUUACGAAAACAGGUGUUGGGGCAUUGGCUUUGGUUUGAAUAUCCGAGUUGUCGCCUUGGGGCCUCAUUUCAGGAAGCUUUCUGUGGAACACAUUGUUUCUGCAUAUAAGAAUACUAGUAGUAGGCUUAUCCUUCUCGACUAUGAUGGUACCAUGAUGCCACAAGAUCUAAUUGACAAAUCUCCAUGCCGUGCAGUUAUUUCCGUCUUGAAUGGUUUAUGCAAUGAUCCAAUGAAUGUUGUGUUUAUUGUUAGUGGCAGAGGGAAGGAUUCAUUAGAAAAGUGGUUCUCUCCAUGUGAGAGACUCGGGUUAUCUGCAGAACAUGGCUACUUCACCUGGUGGACUACGAAUUCUGCAUGGGAAUCUUGCGGUUUAGUCGUCGACUUGAGCUGGAAAAACAUAGUUUUGCCUAUAAUGGAGCAUUAUACGGAGGCUACUGACGGUUCAUCGAUUGAACAAAAGGAGAGUGCUUUAGUGUGGCAUCAUCAAGAAGCCGACCCCGACUUUGGCACAUGGCAGGCAAAAGAGCUUCUUGAUCACUUGGAAAGCGUGCUUGCUAAUGAACCCGUGGUUGUUAAAAGAGGCCAGCACAUUGUUGAGGUGAAACCACAGGGUGUGAGCAAAGGCGUGGUCGUCGAGAAUCUCAUUACAACCAUGAGGAAUACCGGGAAGCCACCCGAUUUUGUGUUGUGCAUAGGGGACGACAGAUCUGAUGAGGAUAUGUUCGAGAGCAUCGCAAGUUCAGUUGCCAGCCAUUCAUUGCCUGAUACAGCAGAAGUAUUCGCGUGCACCGUCGGUCAGAAACCGAGUAUGGCAAAGUAUUAUCUGGACGAUACAGACGAAGUCAUCAAAAUGCUUCAAGGCCUUUCAGCUGCAUCAGCACGUCAAGUACCAAAGUCUCCUCAUAAUCAAGUCUCGAUUGAAGACUCAAUAUGAAUGACAGGAAAGAAAAGCAGAAGCUUCAAGUUUGCUCAACAGUGUGGAGACUACCAUAUCUGCAUGCAGUGUGAUCUAGAGACGGGGAGAUAUACACAGCUUUGUACAGACAGAAAAUUUACCAGACCUCUCAAAACCAAUAGAAGUUUUAAAAAAAUUCUUGAUCCAGGUUUUUCCUACAUCCCACCACAGGAAAGAAAUGUUAGUUCUCUCUUUGUUCAUAGUACUGUAUGAUCCAUUGACAAUGUCCAUUACAGUUCUGGGUUCUCAUUUUGUACUUUUUUAAGUAAUUUCAGAUUGGUUUUGAGUUAUUCGUAUAAUCUUGAAGCAGGAUAGAUUUGUUCU
Messenger RNA from Olea europaea var. sylvestris, 3354 nucleotides. Its product is annotated as probable alpha,alpha-trehalose-phosphate synthase [UDP-forming] 11. The coding region runs from base 439 to 3009 and encodes 856 amino acids. Lineage: Eukaryota; Viridiplantae; Streptophyta; Magnoliopsida; Lamiales; Oleaceae. The record is from RefSeq and is a predicted model, not a curated record. Gene Ontology annotation, cellular component: cytosol. The transcript is spliced from 4 exons. Gene Ontology annotation, molecular function: catalytic activity. Gene Ontology annotation, biological process: trehalose biosynthetic process.